AUUAACCCAGUUGACAUUUUGGCAAGAAGAACACCUCAGUGGUGCGAAUGGCUUCCUUUUCAAUUGGGACACACUUGUCCAUGUUCCAACAUUUGAGGAAUUCUAGACUUUCACUUCAUGGCCUUUGCACCGUUGAAUCUUCUCCGUCAUCUCGACCCUUCUUUGGUUCGUCUUCUUGUAGAAUCAGAUUCAGAGGUACCACUCCCACUUUCCUUCGUAAUAAUGUAUUGGCACGCGCUGAAGAUAAGGCCAGAGGUCCUUCUUCUUCGUUUCAGCCUCAACAAAGCUCCCAGCAAGAGUCCCAGAACUUGACAUCAGAAUCUGGUAAUUGUGAUCCCCUAUGUUCACUUGAUGAGACAAGCUCACAAGAUUUUGAAGACAACUAUCAGCCCAAGACCGAUUUGCUUAAAGCUGUUGCAAUUAUUGCUGCAGCUGCAACUGGGGCAGUGGCAAUUAACCAUUCUUGGGUGGCUGCUAAUCAGGAUCUUGCUAUGGCAUUGCUAUUUGUCAUAGGAUAUGCAGGCAUUAUAUUUGAAGAAUCUCUAGCCUUCAAUAAAAGUGGAGUGGGACUGUUGAUGGCUGUAAGCUUAUGGGUGAUACGGAGUAUUGGGGCUCCAUCAACUGAUAUAGCUGUUUCAGAGCUAAGACAUGCAUCUGCGGAAGUCAGUGAAAUAGUGUUUUUCUUGCUUGGCGCAAUGACCAUUGUUGAGAUAGUUGACGCUCAUCAAGGAUUUAAGCUGGUUACUGACAAUAUAACCACCCGAAAGCCGCGCCUUCUCCUCUGGGUGAUUGGAUUUGUUACAUUUUUUCUCAGUUCAGUUCUAGAUAACCUGACAUCUACUAUAGUCAUGGUUUCUCUGUUGCGGAAAUUAGUACCUCCAUCGGAGUAUCGAAAGAUUCUUGGAGGUGUUGUUGUGAUAGCAGCAAAUUCUGGUGGUGCAUGGACUCCUAUUGGUGAUGUUACCACUACUAUGCUGUGGAUACAUGGCCAGAUAUCUACCGUGCAAACAAUGAAGGGUUUGUUUGUACCUUCAGCCAUUUCUCUAGCUGUACCACUGGCUCUAAUGUCCCUGACUAGUGAAGUUAAUGGGAAGGGACAGGAUUCUCUCGGUGUCUUGGCAUCUGAACAGAUGGCUCCCCGAGGACAGCUUGUUUUCUCAGUGGGUUUAGGAGCUUUGAUUUUUGUCCCAGUGUUCAAGGCCCUCACAGGUUUGCCUCCGUACAUGGGGAUGCUGCUUGGACUUGGCGUGCUUUGGAUCCUAACUGAUGCCAUCCAUUUUGGUGAAUCUGAAAGGCAGAAGCUAAAAGUGCCACAGGCUCUGUCACGGAUAGACACCCAAGGAGCACUAUUUUUCCUGGGAAUUCUAUUAUCCGUUAGCAGCCUGGAGGCAGCAGGGAUUCUUCGGGAGAUAGCAAAUUACCUUGAUGUGCAUGUCCCGAGUAGUGAACUUAUUGCAAGUGCUAUUGGAGUCAUAUCUGCAGUGAUAGACAAUGUUCCCUUGGUUGCUGCAACCAUGGGAAUGUAUGAUGUCACUUCUUUCCCUCAAGAUUCUGAGUUCUGGCAAUUGGUUGCAUUUUGUGCUGGUACUGGUGGAUCCAUGUUAGUUAUUGGCUCAGCUGCUGGAGUUGCGUUCAUGGGGAUGGAAAAGGUGGACUUCUUUUGGUACUUACGAAAGGUUAGUGGCUUUGCUUUUGCAGGUUAUGCUGCUGGCAUUGCUGCCUAUUUAGCGUUUCACAACCUCAACAUCUCCCUACCAACAACUCUAGCAGAGGUUCCUUUCCUUUCUGGUUCAUAAAUCGAGAAUUCAGAUUUCAUUUGGUUCAAUUGCCAUGGCAUCAAAACCAGCAUAGUUUCAGAACUAUGUAUACAAGUCCACUCGUAGUGGAAGUUGUCAAAGGUUAAGAUGUUGGUUCACGAGAGGAUAUAGAGGUAGGAUCAAUAUGUGUUACAUACAUUAUUAGGUGUUGAUUUCACUUGUAUCUUGUGAUUCUAAUUUAUUAGUCAUGUGAACUCUUACAUGUAAGCGAAAUCAAUGACGAAUAUUGAAUGUAAGACUUGUCAAAUUUAUUUAAGUAUAAAUUGAUCCUCUCCAAU
Molecule: messenger RNA, 2095 nt
Organism: Gastrolobium bilobum
Lineage: Eukaryota; Viridiplantae; Streptophyta; Magnoliopsida; Fabales; Fabaceae
Product: sodium/proton antiporter 1
Exons: 10
Coding region: 48-1796 (582 amino acids)
Biological process (GO): sodium ion transport; transmembrane transport
Cellular component (GO): membrane
Molecular function (GO): antiporter activity
Source: RefSeq, a predicted model, not a curated record